Messenger RNA from Maniola jurtina (meadow brown), 4537 nucleotides. RefSeq names its product DNA topoisomerase 2-binding protein 1 (gene mus101). The coding region runs from base 145 to 4047 and encodes 1300 amino acids. Gene Ontology annotation, biological process: DNA replication initiation; mitotic G2 DNA damage checkpoint signaling; mitotic DNA replication checkpoint signaling. The record is from RefSeq and is a predicted model, not a curated record. The transcript is spliced from 28 exons. Lineage: Eukaryota; Metazoa; Arthropoda; Insecta; Lepidoptera; Nymphalidae.
GCGCCCGACUGUGAUUGUGAUCAUUUAAGAUUUUCUGCAUUUUACGGAUGUUUCAUUUUAAAAUCCUAUUUCUUUAAGUAUUUAAAGUUUGUAUUACGUGUAAUAGAGGUCUGCUAAUUAAGUACAGUAAGACCAAGCUUUAAAAUGAAUGAAGACAUAAAUGUAACUUUUAUCAUACCUCCCGAUUGCAGUAGCGAAAAUGAAUGUUCUGACGAAAUGCAGCUGGCUUUUACCGCGUGUGAACAGCAUAGUGGAGGUGGGCUCAAAGCACAGUGGGUCCAUCAGGCCAACUGGGAUAAGUUUGAUGGACUCACCAAAAAAGAUGUGUUUGUUUUGGCUGAAUUUGAUGGUGACUUUUAUGAGAAAUUGAGAAGUACAAAAUGCUUGCUAGUUGGGCCCAGAUGUCUCUCAUGCUGUCUAAUGGAAGGAACAGCUAUUCCUGCUGGACCUGUGUUCACGGUUGCUAUGAGGGGCCUAGUGAUCACUGCAAGCGGCAUGACUAAGCAGCAAAAGGAAGAUAUUAAAAAGAAGGUUCAAUGGAUGGGAGGUCAAUACUUUACAGUGUUAGCUGAGGAUAGCACACAUUUAAUUUCCAAUACUGUGCUUUCUGAUAAGUAUAUUAAAGCAGUGGAAAGGAACAUACCAGUGAUGGGCGAGACCUGGGUAGACGCGGUGUGGGAGGCCUCCCUGCAUCUCAACAUCAACGGGGCAUCCUCCGACUUCAAUGAAUACAGAUUACCUACGUUUGCUAAUUUACAGGUCACAACCACAGGGCUAUCGAAAAAGGAAAAGCUUAAGGUGAUGAAGCUUAUAAACGAAAAUGGCGGAACAUUCACCGGGGCGUUCCAAAGUGAAGGCACAGAUGUUGUGGUGUUGACAAAAGAUGGAGUGGGCAGUGAAAAAUACAAAGCGGGAUUGGAAUACGGCAAAGCAUGCGUUUUACCUUCUUGGGUAAUAGAUUCAGCCGCCAUGGGCGUGUGUUUACCGUUCAUCAGGUACAGAGUCGCUGGCGCUUCCACAUCGUCGCCGCUCGCCGAGCAUCGUCUGCCGGAUAUGAGUCUCAACUUUUCGCGCAUAACGAAUGUCCGGCCUCCGAGCAAUUUCGUGGACGAAAGUAGAUCCAUCAAUAUGUCAGCGGUAUCUGGAAGAAUGAAGCUAUCUCAGGAAGGCAAGAAGUCGCACGAGACAUCGGUCGACAAGGAGAUGUUGUCGGAAUUCGAAAAGUUCGACAUGAGUUGCAUCAAGGAGGCUGGACCUAUUUUUGAUGGAUUUUGUAUCUGGAUAACAGGUCUGGAAGGUAUAUGUCGCGAGCGCGCUGCGGCUUGUGUCUCCCGCUGCGGCGGCGUGCGGUACGACUGUCCACACGAGCGCGUCACGCACGCACUAGCGGGUACUACUGCGGCUGCGAGUGCGGCGCUCGCUGCGCUGCCCGCUGUACCCGUACUGAGCCCGCUCUGGUUACUGCGCAGCGUGCGAGCGGGACGGGCGCUAGACGAGACGGAGUACCUAAUCGAGAACAAAGUCACAACUCCUGUGAAGUCGAGCGCUCGCAAGCCCAGAGUCGAACCCGCGUCCCCUAUGAGCAAGCGAAACCUGCAACUACUGAGGCGCAAGCCGCUGGACUUGCCGCCUCCCACGCCGGAAGUUGCGGAGCCGCACGAACAGCACGAUGACAUUGUCAACCAUUAUUUAAGUCAAAUAGUUGUGGAACCUCAGGAAAAGACCCCGGAACCUCCUGAGCCAGCACCAGAACAACCUAACAUCACCGAAGACAUCACCGAGCAACCCACCGAAGAAGUGGAGCAGAUAUUUAGAGGUAUAAAGAUUGAAGUGAACGGUCUCGACGAGGAAGCGAUCUGUGAAAUUGGAGCAGAAGUGGCGGCCGCUGGCGGCCUCCUAGUGGCUUCCGGAGCGGGUGGAGACUAUGUGCUGGUGCCAUUAGAUUGGGAUGCCACGUCGUCGCCUGUAGAGAACAUUACCGUGUUUUGGAUUAAAGACUGUCUCUCGCAACAAGAGUUGCUACCGAUCCAGUACUACCAUCGUCCCGUGAAGUUGCCGCAAUGGGACGGGCCUGGACCUUUGGAAGGCGUCGUGGCCAGUCUCAGCACGUACUGCGGUUUUGAAAGGGCUUUUCUAGACGAGCUGGCUAAGUUAUUAGGGGCUGUAACUCAACUUCGUUUCUGUCGACGCAACACCGCUAAUGCUUUGGCAUCCACUCAUCUCAUAUGCCCGACACCAAUUGGGGAUAAGUACCAAGGCGCGGUCAAAUGGAAACUGCCGGCUGUGAACGCUGAUUGGUUGUUGGAGUGCGCUAGAACUGGAACCAGGGUCAGCGAGAGUGAUUACCUUGUGGGGGACACUAGAGCACCAGUUCUCCCCAUACCUCAAGAAAUUCCAAAAGAACAACCAGCGGAACAAACUCACAAACAGAUAGAAAUAGAACAAGAAGAUGCAACAAAAGACGCAGUAGACAAAGAAAACGCCAUGCUCCCACCAAAGGUUGCGAACGUACCGAGGCGGGGCUCUGUGCCCAGUAGAGAACAGACUCCUAAGGGGAAAAUUACCAAUGACGCUGACAUGUCGCCAGCCUCCCGAUACAUAGCGAUGGCUCGACAGGGGCUGUUCGGUGGCGAAUCGCAGGAGACCCCCAAACGGUUGCUAGAACUGAAAGAUGAUGCAAGACAAGGUGAUGCAGCAUUCCAAACUCCGCCUUUGGACGACGCGUUGUCAACUCCCAACCUCAUGCUAUUAAGUCCAACCAGCCGGAGAAGAUUGCAAGCCAUAAAACGAGGAGAAAUACCUUCGGACUCCUUACGGACGCCCGUGGAUCCAUUCGAGAAAAAGACUGACACGCCGGACAGUGCAUUCGGGGCGAUACUGCGGCCUGACACGGGGCGCCUGACGCCGGAGUCGCGGAAGUGUCUGUGGAAAGUGGUGCAAGACCUGCCCUCCAAGCCGCAGACGCCUACAGAAGUUACACACCACGCCACUCCUCUCUCCGAGAUCCGGAAUCGGUUUUUGGCUCAAUUCAGCUCGGACACGCGGACUCCGCCCUCGGACCAUGCCGCGGUCCCUAGGAAACUACAUCUAGGAGAAGAUGCUGAAACUCCGCCAUCUAAAAUGGCCAAAUUUAAUGAAGAACAGUGUGCCGGCGGUGUAAACACAUCGAGGGAUAAUGACAGCACAAAAAGCGCUUCAAGCACCAGCAGCUCCUUGCCAGCGGCGGUAGACGCUCAGCUGCAGCUGCUCAGCGCGGCGCUCACCGGCCGGCCCAGUCUGCCGCGGAAACGGACGCGGGUCUCCGUCGCUGCGAACCCAGGACCUGAAAUAGAAACAGGGCCUGAAUCUCAACCAAACACGGUGGGUUGGGAUGACACCACACCGGUGAGGCAAGUCAAGAGAUUCAUGCUGUCUUCAAAUGUCGAAAACCAUGAAGAAAUAGCGGAAAUGAUUCGUUUCCUUGGCGGGGAGGUUUCCGAGGGGGGUGAGUUGGACCUGGAGGCCACACACUUGCUGUGUUCGGCGCCGGGGCGCAGUGAGAAGAUGCUGGGUUCCGUGGCGGCGGGGAAGUGGGUGCUGCACCCUGCUUAUGUGGCUAGGAGUCGAGCUGUUGGGAAGUUUCUGCCGGAAGAAGAAUAUGAAUGGGGCAACCCCCUCGCAACUUGCUUACCCACACUGUCUGGGGCAGAAAAGACCCUCGGCAGAGCGGCGUAUCGCUGGCGAUCUAGUCGCGCGAUGGGUCGCCCGGGACCCUUCGCUGGGAUGACCGUACUAUUGCACAUGCCGGCUGCCAGAAAACGGUUACUGGCGAAGUUGCUGGAAGUUGGAGAAGGAACUUCUGUAGAUGAUGAGCCACCAUACACAAACGACAGUGUCCAAGUAUGCUUCGCUGACAUAAAACGCUGCCCGCUUUCCGACCGCGACGCUGCGUGGCUUGUAUCGAAGCGUAUACCCGUCUGUCUGCCAGUGCUUCUCAGUUCUUACCUCACAGAAGAUGUGCCUCCGAACCCGGUCGAACACUGUCUACCCGAUUAUAGACCUAAAUGAACUGUUAAUAGUGUUCAUUUUACCUUUUACUGAAAUAAAGUAUGCGAUAGAAUUUUGUUUUAAAUAAAUUACUAUAGAAAUAGCUUAGUAUCGAAGCGUAUACUAGUUUGUCCGCCAGUGCUUCUCAGUUUUUAACUUACAGAGAAUACGCCUCUGAACCCGAUCAAACACAGUCUAUCCACUAUAGACCUAAAUGACUAUAUGAAUAGAGUUUAUUUUAGCGUAUACUGUAAUACGCAGGUGAAAAAGUUUUGUUUUCAAAUUGCUAUUGAAUUGUAGCUUAGUAUCGAAGAGUAGUUUGUCCGCCAGUGCUUCACAGUUCCUAAAUGUUUUAUCAUUUAUCUGAAGGCAAUUUUUUUUUAAACUGCUAUCGAAUUGUGGACAUUAUGUAUACGUGCCGCCAAAUCAGUUUCAUCACUGAUGACUGAUUAUAAACCUUAUUGAUCUAUUCAUAGAGUUUAUUUUAACUUGUACUCUAAUAAAAAGUAUU